GCAUGCGUUGCUCAGAGCAACCUCAUUAUUAGUCGCUGCAGGCGCGCUUGCAGCGGAGGUGCCGCCGCUGCGGGAUGUGUUGCUGCAGGAGGCGAAGCACCGGUUGAACGACUGGUUUCUCAACAAGGCCUGGAUGGGGAAGGAGCCGCCCAAUGGCCGGCUUGACUGGCCCAAGGAGGAGUACGGCAUCCAGCUGCAAAUCACCACGAACAAUUACAUGUGCGACGAAGAGGGGCGCAUCAAGCCAUGGGAGGGCAUCCAGCUGGACGAUUCCAACGCCCCGCCGCGGCCCGACGGGAUCCCCAUUACCUUUGGGCGCUUUGAUGUGACGGACGCAGAUGCGAUCGACGUCUUCAACGCGCUCGCCGACACCAAAGGGGAGGCUGAGUGGGAUGAGCUGCUGAUGAAUGGCCCCGGCGUGGUGUACCUGGGGGACUUCGUCAAGGAGCGCGCCCGCGGCGCCGCGGUGGCCUUCGUGGCGCGGCCCUUCCCGGACCGCCAGGUCUUUCAGUGGAUGGUGUACAACUCCACCCCGGACUUUGACGACAUGUGGGUUGCGUACUCCACGCGUCGGAAUGAUGUGCUGUACAAAAUGGGCUACGAGAAAGAAGGUUGGCCGGCGGUGCAAGCCCAAAAUUGCCUGGGGGCCUAUCAUGUUGUAGCGCUACCACAGGGCGGAUGCCAUGUUGUGUUCUCCUCGAUGGUGAACUCACAUCCCCCGUGGCCGAUCACUGCCCAGUUUGUCUUUAACAUUGCCUGGACCAAGACCGCCGAGUACAUCCAGGCCCUGCGGAGACGAGCCCAGCUCCUAAAGAAGAGGCGCAUGGCCUCUGGCGGAAAGAAGGUGCUGGCUGUGCCGCAUUGGCUGGUCUUUGACCAUUUGGAGCCAAACAAGACGGAGUCGGGUGACUUGUUUGUGACGGACAGCGAGAAGGUCAUCCCGCCGUACACAGGGCCAGACUACAUAGCAGACGUGAUUCAGGCAGACUUGUUGAGGGACUUGAUGCGUCUGCGAGGGCCAACUGGCCCAGCCUUCCCCCUCCUCUUGGUAUGCGCGCUGGCGUUUUGUGCCCUCGCCUCCCUCGCGGUUUUGCGCCGACGGCAAGGGGCCAUGUAUGUAGAGCUCGAGCAAGGAAUGAGCCCGGCGCUGCUAUGAGAGAUGCCUCCACUUUUGCCGGUUGCGCGAUGCCCGCAAUCCGCACUCUUUGGACUUCGAGAUCCGCGCGUGUAAGGGUGCCGCCUCGGAAACUGAGGGAAUUCGCCAUCCCAAGCCCUCGUGGAGUUGAAGCCUCCCGAGCUUAUCCCUAAUUCAGAUCGAAUGUGGCUUCAUCACUGCAUGAGCCCUACGUGAGUCCGGCAAUCGAGUGACGGGCCAGAGAGUUCUGCUUCAGAUCCCGGUUCCAACGUAAGCGAG
Messenger RNA from Effrenium voratum, 1414 nucleotides. NCBI's taxonomy places the organism in Eukaryota, Dinophyceae, Suessiales, Symbiodiniaceae. The record is from the annotation of a GenBank genome assembly.